This is a messenger RNA of Colletotrichum acutatum, 1449 nucleotides long. RefSeq lists its product as uncharacterized. Bases 257 to 1432 code for a protein of 391 amino acids. Lineage: Eukaryota; Fungi; Ascomycota; Sordariomycetes; Glomerellales; Glomerellaceae. The transcript is spliced from 6 exons. The record is from RefSeq and is a predicted model, not a curated record.
UUGUACCUGGCGGCCCCAGUUUCCGGGCGCAUGAACCAGGGCCAAGAGCCUGGUUCUGUUGCAUCUUACUGUUAUGAAUCGAACCGACUUAUUGGCCAGCAUGGAACGGCAAGUCUCGGUUUCCGGCUGGUCACACAUAAACAUGGCCAUUGUCUGGCUCGGGCACCCAAAAAAAUGUCUGAAAGUCUAACCUGACAGAUGUCUGUUCUUUCUUUUCCAGCCCAGACACGGAAUUCUUCGCAGAGCCGGAGGUAAGAUGGCCUCUCUGCCAGUUCCGGAUGGCAUAGAUCUCAGCGAGUCCAGAGUUGCCAGCAUCAUUGGUGCUCUCAGUUGCACGUGGGCACUCGCAGCCAUCGCAGUUGCGCUUCGGUUUCUUGCCCGACGAAUACAAUCCAAUAAGCUUUGGUUGGAGGACUGGCUGAUCACUGUUUCCCUGACCGCAGCAGCUGUGCACGUUUUCAUAAGCGUAGGAUACAUGAUACCGAAUGGUACCGGUAAACAUAUCUGGGUAGCGCCAACUUCGGCGACAAGAGCGUGGGCAAUUGGUCUUUUCGUAUCAGAAGUAGCGUACACAGUGACUUUAUCAACAGUCAAGUGGUCGACAUUGGCUCUCUACUGGCGAAUAUUCAAUGCCCGUAAAAGCAUUAGAUAUUACAUCUGGGCUAUGGCCGGUAUCGUCUUAGCUUGGUUCAUUGCUGUUAUCCUCGUUACGAUUUUCCAAUGUCUCCCUGUUCAUGCCUUCUGGGCGCGCUACGACACAGUCAACCCCCUGUCGUCUGAUCAAUACACAUGCGGUGUAGAUGUCAAGAUGUUCUUCAAGGGAAACUCAAUUCCCAAUAUCAUAACGGAUGCGCUAGUUGUGUUGCUACCCAUCCCAUAUGUGUGGAAGCUACAGCUGCACAAAGCCCAAAAGUUUGCCCUGGCAGGCAUUUUUGCGCUCGGUACUUUCGUUACUGUCGUCUCCAUGGCUCGGUUAAAUGUGAUUCUUUCAGUUGACCUCACGUCACCUGACAUUACCUGGAAUUUCAUCGACACCAUUAUCUGGACUAAUGUCGAAGCCAACACAGCUAUCAUCUGUGCCUGUCUCCCAUGCCUAAAACCGAUCCUCAACCUCGCGCUCAACGGCAGACUGAAAUCUUCGAUCAAACGGAGUGGCCAGAACUCUGGCGGACAAUACAUACUCAAUGACCGUACGAAGCCCAGCACUGCAAAUGGAAGCAGUUACCUAGGAGGCUCUGGGACUGGGGCGUUGCGGAAAGGGCUCGGCGGAGGCGGUGCUGAGGAUGAGCGCCCCUUUACUCGACUGAGUGAACGUGAUUCUGAGCCAAGUAUUGAUGUCGCAAAUGAUGACGGGGGCAGUGGGCAUGAAAGUUUGAGCAAAGGGGGAGUAACUAUAGAUACUCAAGGCACGAGCGGGAAACCAGCUUCAUAAUUAUCGUAACAUUCAGC